UUUUCUUAAAGGAAGACCUAUUUAUUCGAUGAUUCAUUCAAGCUUCAGGGAACGUAUUAUAGCCACAGAAGUAGUCUUACCGCCCGCUCCAAGAAGCCCGGGCAGUCACGAGGGGAGUUUGUGAGGCGGUCUCAGAGGCGCGCCCGGGGCACGCUGGGAGCCGGGGCACCUUGGCCGGCCUGACCCGGAAGGGCUGGUGCGUGGUAACCCCGGUUGCCGUAGCAACCGAGCCGCGCUAGUCCUAACCAUCCGCAUCCUCCAGUCCAGCCACCUCCCAAGAUGCCGCUGCAGGUGAGCGAUUACAACUGGCAGCAGACAAAGACAGCGGUGUUUAUCUCUGUGCCUCUCCGGGGCGUCUGCGUCAGAGACGCGGACGUGUUCUGCACAGAAAACUAUCUGAAGGUCAACUUUUCUCCAUUUCUAUUUGAAGUGUUUCUCUAUGCACCCAUAGACGAUGAAAACAGCAAAGCCAAGAUUGGGAAUGACACUAUUGUAUUCACAUUAUAUAAAAAAGAAGUGGCCAUGUGGGAGACCCUUUCUGUGUCAGGAGUUGACAAAGAGAUGAUGCAAAGAAUAAGGGAGAAAUCUAUUUUACAAGCUCAAGAAAGAGCAAAAGAAGCUACAGAAGCAAAAGCAGCAGCAAGGCGAGAAGAUCAAAAAUAUGCACUAAAUGUUAUGAUGAAGAUUGAAGAAGAGGAGAGGAAAAAAAUAGAAAAUAUGAAAGAAAAUGAACGACUAAAAGCAACUAAAGAGUUGGAAGCCUGGAAAGAAUGUCAAAGAAAAGCUGAAGAACAAAAAAGAAUUCAGAGAGAAGAGAAAUUCUGUGAACAAGGAAAGCAAGUUGGAGAAGAGAGAAACAAAUUAAAACAUAAAAGCCUUACUAGAAUUGCAGCAUCUAGAAAUCUUGCCACAAAAGGAAGAAAUUCAGAAAAUAUAUUUUUGGAGAAGUUAAAGGAAGACAGUAUUCCUGGUCCUCGCUCUGUUGGAAGUAUUAAAAUCAGCUUUACCCCUAGAGUAUUUCCAACUGCUCUCCGAGAAUCACAAGUAGCAGAAGAAGAAGAGUGGUUACACAAACAAGCGGAGGCACGAAGAGCACUGAAUACUGAUAUUCCUGAACUUUCUGAUUUAAAAGAAGAAGAAAAGAACCCAGAAUGGCUGAAGGACAAAGGAAACAAACUGUUUGCAAAAGAAAACUACUUGGCAGCUAUGAAUGCGUACAACUUAGCCAUAAGACUAAAUAACAAGAUUCCACUAUUGUAUUUGAACCGGGCGGCUUGCCACCUAAAACUAAAAAACUUACACAAGGCUAUUGAAGAUUCUUCUAAGGCACUAGAGUUAUUGACACCACCCGUUGCAGACAAUGCUAAUGGAAGAAUGAAGGCAUAUAUACGACGUGGGACAGCAUUCUGUCAACUGGAAUUAUACAUAGAAGGCCUACAGGAUUAUGAAGCUGCACUUAAGAUUGAUCCAUCCAAUAAAAUUGUACAAAAUGAUGCUGAGAAGAUUCGGAAGAUAAUUCAAGGAACAGAACUAAAAUCUUAAUGACUGCUGAAGCAACUAGGUAUUGUACUAGUUAUUGUUUUAAGUUUUCCAAAAAUAAAUGGAGGCAUUAGGAAUCUUUGUAAAUAUUACGGCUGAUUGUGCAGAAUCACUUUUUUUUCAUUCUCUAGUUCUGUAGAUGGUAAAAUAUUAUAAAUCUAUAGAAAAUGAAAUGUUCGAUUUGAAUUGUUUCUGAAUGAGUAAAUCAAACUAAGAAUGAUUUAAUUCUUUGCUGCUUCAAUACAUGGAUUAAUUACAUAUAUAUUUUGUUGUUGCUGUUACUAAAAUCAGCUCACCCUUAUAACUAACAAAAUAUUUCUUCGUGUGAUGAGUACUAGGACAUUACAGACUCAUUUCUGACAAAGUAAAAUUUGAAAAUAGAAGACUAUGUUUAUAAUUUUUUAAAUUAAAUGUACUACUUAAUUGAAUGAUUGACCUUAGUAUAAUCAGUACUGAUAUUCACCUAGUAUUCAAAGCACAAAACCUUUACUUCUCCAUCCCACUGUGGGAGGGUAGACCAGUUCAACCUAGCAAAACAACUGUUUGGAACCCCCCCCUUUUUAAAAGAUCUUAUUCAUUUAUUUGAGACAGUGAGAGAGGAAGAGCAUGAGCAGCAGGGGGUAAGGGCAAAGGGAGAGGGAGAAGCAGAUUCUCUGCUGAGCAGGGAGCCCAACUCCGGACUUGAUCCCAGAACUCUGGGAUCAUGUGAAGGCAGACACUCAACAGAUGGAGCCAUCCAGGCACACUGUUUAAGAAGACCUUAUUUUUGACUUUAGUUGUAUGUAGUGUUUUCCAAGGCAUUGAUUAUAUUUCAUACUAUCUGGUGAAGAUAAGUUUUCUAAUGAGAUGUUUUCUAGUAGCUUCAAGUAUAACAGGAAAAAGAAAAAGACAGCAAAUGUUAACAUAGAAUGUUAUAAUACUGGCAUUGGAUUGUACCACUGUUUGUGUUGUACCACAGCAAAGAGGCAAGCAUUAAGCAAAACCAGUACAGCUUCCCUUUUGUAUAUAGUAGUUAUCACAAUUGUCUGAUUAUAUUUAUAGGAUGUUUAGAAAUACAAAACACAAUAUUUAGGAAUAAGUUUUUAUAGUAUUUGGUAAUCUGAUGUCAUUCAAAUGGACCAUAAAACAGCUUCAUUCUUCUUUUUUUUUAAACCAAUAUUUUUCUUGAAUUUGUAAGGGUAUCCUAGUUCAGCAACCUUGAGACUUACUUUUAUAAAUCAGCCUUAGAUAAAUUACAUAGCAGCCUUGUCCAGUUAAUAGACCUUCUAAUAAGAUAGCAUUGCUUUUUCUUAUGGUUUGUUAUUUUAAAAUAUAAACAUUACCAAAAUAAAGAUGGGUCUCCAUGUGUGUCAAAUACCAGUUUGAUAUUCAAAAUAUGUUAACCAACCUAGUGUUUCUUCAGGCUCUUCUUAUUAGCAUCCUCCACCCACCCACCCCCCAAAAAAGACUACAACCAACAGCUACCCUAAGGGCAGAAGAUCUAUCCUUAGUGGAAAGAAGGGAUAGUGUUAACUAGUUAUUUAUUAAUAUUUUGGGCCCUAUUUUCUAAAUAAAGUCUUGGACUAUAUUUACUCAACGGACAAAUUUGUAUUCACAAAAUACUUGACCUCUUUUGAGCAAUCUCCUAUUGUUUGCAAGGGACGUUUUGUCUUAAGUUGAAGUAGGGAUAGAGUUGAAAUCUUACUACAACAUUUCUAUGUCCUUUAUGAUGAAAACAUAC
Messenger RNA from Lutra lutra (Eurasian river otter), 3259 nucleotides. RefSeq names its product dynein axonemal assembly factor 4 (gene DNAAF4). The record is from RefSeq and is a predicted model, not a curated record. Gene Ontology annotation, biological process: heart development; outer dynein arm assembly; inner dynein arm assembly. Lineage: Eukaryota; Metazoa; Chordata; Mammalia; Carnivora; Mustelidae. The coding region runs from base 280 to 1542 and encodes 420 amino acids. The transcript is spliced from 9 exons. Gene Ontology annotation, molecular function: nuclear estrogen receptor binding.